AUGAAGUAUACUCCACAGAUUCUCCUGGUGAUCUUGUUGAUUGUAGUUAAUUUAGAUUACAGUACGUCUUUAAGCUGCUACACUUGCGAAACUUGUCCAGCCAUAUUUAACGCUUCAUCUCCACAAGUAGGCAACCAAAGUGGAUGUGCAUGGUGUGUCAAGAUUGCAGUUAAAUAUCGUCGUACUACAAUAAGACAAUGUUCAGAUAGAUGCGAUUAUUACUAUUUUUGGAAAUCAUACUCCAAGUUUUCUUAUUAUUGUUGUAAUACUGACUAUUGUAAUAAAAGUAUACAGAAUAAUGCAAUUCAUCAUAUACUAAUUAUGAUUGUCAUAACUCUAGUUUGUUUCUAUAUUAGUAGAAAAUAA
Schistosoma rodhaini is the source of this 366-nucleotide messenger RNA. The record is from the annotation of a GenBank genome assembly. NCBI's taxonomy places the organism in Eukaryota, Metazoa, Platyhelminthes, Trematoda, Strigeidida, Schistosomatidae.